Messenger RNA from Zingiber officinale, 2113 nucleotides. RefSeq names its product transmembrane 9 superfamily member 2-like. The coding region runs from base 63 to 1838 and encodes 591 amino acids. The record is from RefSeq and is a predicted model, not a curated record. The transcript has 7 exons. Gene Ontology annotation, biological process: protein localization to membrane. Gene Ontology annotation, cellular component: membrane. NCBI's taxonomy places the organism in Eukaryota, Viridiplantae, Streptophyta, Magnoliopsida, Zingiberales, Zingiberaceae.
UGUAACUUCUCUGCCUUCGAUCUGAGCUCGGAGAUCUUUGAGAUUUCGAUCGGUCCUUGGAAAUGUGGAAGAGAACGAUGCAUCUGGCGGUGGCUGCUCUUCUAUUGCUCUUUGGCGUACCUGGAGUCGCGUCGGACGCCUCCGAUCAUUGCUACAAGAAGGGCGACCACGUCCCCCUCUACGUCAACAAGGUUGGCCCUUUCCACAACCCCAGCGAGACGUAUCGCUAUUUCGAUCUACCAUUUUGCACCCCAGAGCAUGUGACAGAGAAAAAAGAAGCACUUGGAGAAAUUCUGAACGGGGAUCGCCUAGUCGAUGGUCCAUACAAGCUUGAUUUCCGUGUAGAUCGUGAGUCUGAAUUACUUUGCAAGAAGAAACUUACGAAAGAAAAUGUGGCCAAGUUCAGGAGUGCAGUUUCUAAGGACUAUUACUUUCAGAUGUACUAUGAUGAUCUUCCUCUUUGGGGAUUCAUUGGGAAGGUUGAACAUGAUGGCAAAGAACUUGGAGAACUCAGAUACUUCCUCUACCAGCGGUUCCACUUCGAAGUCUUUUACAACAGUGACAGGGUGAUUGAAAUUUCUGUCCAAACUGAUCGCAAUACACUGUUGGAUGUGACUGAUGAUAAGGAAAUUGAAGUUGAAUUUUUGUAUUCUGUUAAGUGGAAGGAGACCACCAUACCGUUUGAGAAGAGGAUGGAGAGGUAUUCACAGGCUUCUUCACUACCUCAUCACCUAGAGAUCCAUUGGUUCUCCAUUAUAAACUCUUCCGUGACAGUUCUUCUCUUGACUGGAUUUCUUGCCACGAUUCUCAUGCGGGUGCUGAAGAAUGAUUUUGUCAAGUAUGCACAUGAUGAGGAGUCUGUCGAGGAUGAAGAAGAAACUGGAUGGAAGUAUAUUCAUGGGGAUGUCUUUAGGUUCCCAAAGUACAAGUCUUUACUGGCUGCUUGUCUUGGUUCUGGCACACAGUUAUUUACUCUCACGGUUUUCAUUUUCAUUCUUGCACUUGUUGGAGUUUUCUACCCCUAUAAUCGCGGGGCUCUUUUCACUGCCCUUGUGAUCAUUUAUGCACUUACCUCUGGUAUUGCUGGAUAUGCUGCUACUUCCUUUUAUUGCCAGCUAGAAGGAACAAACUGGGUAAGGAAUUUGCUAUUGACAGGAUCCCUUUUUUGUGGGCCUCUGUUCCUUAUGUUCUGCUUUCUUAACACUGUUGCCAUCGUCUAUAAUGCCACUGCAGCAUUACCAUUUGGAACUAUUGUUGUUAUUGUUCUUAUUUGGGCUCUAGUGACCUCUCCUCUACUUGUUUUGGGUGGAAUUGCUGGUAAAAACAGUAAAGCGGAGUUCCAAGCACCUUGUCGCACAACAAAAUAUCCAAGAGAGAUCCCUGAAUUGGCAUGGUAUCGACAAACUGUUCCACAAAUGAUAAUGGCUGGUUUUCUUCCUUUCAGUGCAAUAUAUAUUGAGCUUUACUACAUAUUUGCGAGUGUGUGGGGACACAGAAUAUAUACUAUAUAUAGCAUUCUAUUCGUUGUCUUCAUCAUCCUCAUCAUCGUGACUGCUUUUAUUACCGUUGCACUCACCUACUUUCAACUUGCUGCUGAAGACCAUGAGUGGUGGUGGAGAUCUUUCCUAUGCGGAGGGUCAACCGGCCUCUUUGUCUACGGGUACUGUUGGUAUCACUACUAUGCUCGCUCCUACAUGUCAGGAUUCAUGCAGACAUCAUUCUUCUUUGGAUACAUGGCUUGCAUCUGCUAUGGCUUCUUCUUGAUGCUCGGCACGGUUAGUUUCCAUGCCGCGCUGCUCUUCGUUCGUCACAUAUACCGUUCCAUCAAGUGCGAGUAGAUUACAUAUAGCAAAUUGUAUUGGCUUCAUGGAUGGAUUCACGUCGGUGACUGUUGAUGAUAGCACUGGUUCGAUUUGGAGAUCAGGAGUUCCAGUAGAUGUAGUAGUCAUAUAUAGAGUUGCACACUUUUGUGCUGCCUGUCAUCAGUCAAAUCUUCCUCAACUUCCACUUGUAUGUUUGUCGAUGUUUGUAAUACAUAAAUACGUGCAUUUGUGAGACAGAUUUUCUUGCUAUAUUUGAUGAAAUCACUAGAUCACAAUAAAUAUUUACACUA